Messenger RNA from Dermacentor silvarum, 2556 nucleotides. RefSeq lists its product as uncharacterized. Gene Ontology annotation, molecular function: serine-type endopeptidase activity. Gene Ontology annotation, biological process: proteolysis. Lineage: Eukaryota; Metazoa; Arthropoda; Arachnida; Ixodida; Ixodidae. The record is from RefSeq and is a predicted model, not a curated record.
AUGCAGGACUGCGGAGGCAACCUGACGGCGUUUCCGCUUCCGGCGAGGAUCUACUCUCCGGGUUACCCGAGGGCCUACGACUCGAACCAGUUGUGCCGUUGGGUCAUCACCGCGACCGAGGGCAACAUCACGGUGCGGUUCCUCAGUGUUCUGAUCGAGGAGUCACCCGAAUGCGAGUUCGACAACGUCGAUGUCCUGAUUGGCCCGAGCCAGGACUCUGUGGGUAAGAUGUGCGGCUCCAUCGAGAACCACACCAUCGCCACCAACUCCUCAUCCGUCACGGUAGUCUUCAAGUCGGACGAGUCCUACGAGGAGAGGGGGUUCUCCAUGGAGUUCCAUGCGGUCAUUGACCCCUCGGGUUUCGCCGAAGAAUGCGGCGAUACACUGGUGGGCGAAGAGGGCAACGUGACGAGCCCUGGGUACCCGCUCCCAUACCCACACAAGAGCAGCUGCUGGACGCUCAUAAACGUCACACCCGGCCGUGUCAUCGUCAUGCGCUUCGAAGAUUUGGCUCUGGAGACGGACGACUUGUGCGCGUUCGAUUUCGUCGAGAUCUUCGACGGCCCUUCCGAAGACUCUCCAUCUUUCGGUCGAUUCUGCACGGAGUCCCAAAAGCGGACCCUCCGCUCAACAAGCAGCAGUGUACUGGUCCACUUUAAGUCCGACGACCUGAUCAGCAGCCGGGGCUUUUUGCUCGACUACGAAAGUGACAGCGGAGGCAUCAAGGUCAGCCACGAAGGAGGCUGCACCGUUACGUCAGGAUUUGAGAAUGGCACCGUGGCUACGCCCGACUACCCCGACAGGUACCCGGCCUCGGCCCACUGCCUGCUCGAUCUGGAGGCCCCGCGAGAGGCAAAGGUGGCGCUUCGGUUUGUCGACUUCUCGCUCGAACCGGACGUUGACUGCAACUACGACUUCGUCGAGGUUAUGGACAAACAUCAGGACGGUUGGCGAUCUCUGGGCCGACUGUGUGGGGACAAAGGCGAGAACGUAGAGCUGGUCACCUCGGAGAACCGCAUGCGGCUCACGUUCCGAACCGACAACUCAACCGAGUCUCGAGGCUUCAUGGCGAACUUCCACCUGGUAUUCCCGCAAGACAGACAGGAGGUGGAAGCGGGCAAUACUACGACCUUGCGCAAUAGGUCGCUGGUGCCCGCUGAUCAGCUGAUGCAAGAGAUCCCCAGCAGCGUGAACGUGGCCCAAGAUGACGAGGCAUUUCUCAACUGCAUACCCAAAGUGGCUGGAUCCAGCGUAACGUGGAUGAAGGACGGUGUAGUGCUGAACGGCACCGUGCCCCUGCCCCAACUGUACUCAGUUCCGCCGAACACUCUGUGGAUCCGGCGGAUGCAAUCGGAGCUUGCCGGCAGCUACAGCUGCGUGGUCAUCACGAAGUACCUGGAGGCCGUGUCCACGAGCGUGGUCGUCAUGGAGGGAACUAAGACGAGGGACGAGUGUGAAAUCCAAUUCGCCAAGAGUCCCAAGGACCAGGAGGUUCCCCAGGGAGAGACAGUCGUCAUGCCGUGUGCCGCCAACGUGCCUCAGCGACCUUCGACCGACGUCGAGCUAACGUGGCUGCGUAAUGGUUUGCAAUUCCCUACCAGCAACCGGUACCGGAAUCUAGGCUACGGGCUGGUUUACCAGCGAUGUCACGCCCGAGGACUCUGCCGUGUACACGUGCGUGGCCAAAGACCGCCACAACGGCUGCACCAUCCAGGAGUCCGCCCUGCUGACGGUGCUACCCAAAUCAAUAUCGAAGAGAUCUGCGGCAGUCCUGUGGUCAGCCGCCCCAACACGACGAAGUCGCAAGGCAAGAUUGUCGGCGGAGAGGACACGGUGAAGGGUGCCCAUCCGUGGCAGGUGAUGUUCUGGUCCCCGUCCUUGGCCAAGGCGUUUUGCGGAGGCACUCUGCUGAACGACCAGUGGGUGCUGUCGGCGUCGCACUGCUUCCAGCACGAGCUGGUCCACCUCGACGAAGUCCAAGUACGACUGGGCAAGUACGACCGGCUCGAAGACGAGCCCCAGCAGGUCGUCACCACGAUCGCCGACGUGUACUACCACCCGCAGUUCGACGCGAACACGUUCGACAACGACAUAGCGCUGCUGCAGCUCGCCGACCGGGUGAAGUUCACGGACUACAUCCUACCGGCGUGCCUGGGCGACGGCGGGGUCAUCGAGCGCGACCUCUUCAACUCGGGAGCCGUGCGCAAGGGCAAGGUCACCGGAUGGGGGCAGCUCGCCGAGAACGUCAACACGCUGCCCCGGUACCUGCAGGAGAUCGAGCUGCCCAUCGUGGACCACGAGGUCUGCAGGAACGCGACGGUGCACAAGGUCACAGAGAACAUGUUCUGCGCUGGAUACGCGCAGGAAAUUGUAGGCGACGCCUGCCAAGGAGACAGUGGCGGUCCGUUCGUGGUGCCGCACAAGAACCGCUGGUACAUCGUCGGUAUUGUCAGCUGGGGCGUCGGCUGCGGCCGCAGGGGCCAUUACGGAUACUACACCAAAGUCAACAAGUAUCACAACUGGAUAAAAGAGAAAAUAGUCUACUAGCAGCCUACU